Drosophila melanogaster (fruit fly) is the source of this 945-nucleotide messenger RNA. RefSeq lists its product as uncharacterized. The transcript is spliced from 4 exons. Lineage: Eukaryota; Metazoa; Arthropoda; Insecta; Diptera; Drosophilidae. The record is from RefSeq and is marked reviewed. Bases 322 to 861 code for a protein of 179 amino acids.
CAUCCAAAAUUUCAUUCACAAGCAACUAUAAUGCCCAAUUGGCUUAAAAACUAAUUUAAUUAAUCAAAACUCACUGAAAAACUCCUUUUGAUUCACUCUGUUAUUAAAAGUUAAGUUAUUACAAGAACACCUUGUCAGAGUGAAUGACAAAUACUUAUAGAAAACCUUGAUAAGACGCUAUCUCAUUUCAUCGAUGCGUCGUUUUGGUUGCAAUCGCGGCAUUAUCAGUUUGUCUCUUCCAGUGGCAACAACGAACCGUCCACUCGAAAAAUAUAGCAGAAUAUAUUCGCCGAAAAUAAACAAUCUUAUAUCUUAUCGGCAAUGCCACUGAAAUUUCAUAGAUUGCUGCUGCCGCUGCUCCUGUUCGCUUCUCAACUGCUGGCUGAAAUUCCGCAGUGCUUUCACUUCACCUGGCUUGGUGCCUACUCGAAUCACUCGAACAUUCACACGGAAACCUGUGAGUCCAGAGUUGGUGACUUUAAUGAAAUACCCUGCGCAGAACCAUUGGUUGUGACACCCGAAGAUACAGUGCCGGAUGUAAAGGCUCUGUGGCAGAAUAAUACCGAGGAUCGCGACAACUAUCUGUGCCAAAUGUCGCCGGGUCGUUCAUGUGUGAAAUACUCGUACAUAUUCAAAGGCGGAAUACAAAACAUCACGUACAUGUGCGCCAAUGUAAACAGCACCAACGGAUGCUAUCGACAGACCCACCCAAGUGGUAUGGUUGUGGAGGCAUGUGUCUGCACCUCCCGGGUGGGCUUGAUACCCUGUAAUGGCUGCUCGAAGUCGCAGUGUGCUGUGCUGGGCUGGGCACUUUGUUUGUACGGCCUUUAUCAAUGGCUAAAUAAAUAUCGCAUAGUUUGAACUGCAAAUACACACGAUUUUGCCUUUAUGUAAUGUGACAUUUCCGCUCUUUUGAUUUUGACAAGUUUUUGCGCAAUUUAUGUG